This is a messenger RNA of Aethalodelphis obliquidens (Pacific white-sided dolphin), 8044 nucleotides long. RefSeq names its product StAR related lipid transfer domain containing 8 (gene STARD8). NCBI's taxonomy places the organism in Eukaryota, Metazoa, Chordata, Mammalia, Artiodactyla, Delphinidae. Gene Ontology annotation, biological process: regulation of Rho protein signal transduction; actin cytoskeleton organization; signal transduction. The record is from RefSeq and is a predicted model, not a curated record. Gene Ontology annotation, molecular function: lipid binding; GTPase activator activity. The transcript is spliced from 15 exons. The coding region runs from base 4424 to 7705 and encodes 1093 amino acids.
AUUUCAUCCUCCUCCUCCUCAUUAUUAUUACUCUUAUUUUGGUUUCUUCUCCUUGCAUGUAUUUUUCUUCCUCCAGCCCUAAGGAUGCAUGGUAGAUGGGGAAAUGAAGGCCCAGAAGCCCAGCGGUGGCUUGUCCGAGGUCUCAGAGUUCACCAAAUUACCAAGAAGACCACAGCUUCUUGCUUUCCCUGAGCCUGGGACUCGUGGGAGACCUUUUGGCCACUGUGGCAGACUCUGGGUCAAGCUGCACAAGCUGAGUGGUGCCAAGCUCAAGGAGACCGACAUUUCUGGGCUAGACUUGGUGCUGUGGGGUCUACUAUCUAAUGUUGCCCAGGACCCGGACACUACUGAUCUCCUUCCUGCAAGGCUGAGACCUUUUGAUCCCAGCUGUAGGCCGAGCCCCAUCUCUGGCAUUUCUCCAGGCACUGGGCAGCCCCAGGCGCACCUGCUGGAGUCAACAUCAGAGCCUUGCUGUGGCCUGGCCCUGGCCCUGCAUCCUGGUUCAAGUCACAGGGCUCUGACUAGUAACAGUGACCAAGUCCCCACUUUGAUCCCUGGUUCCAUCCUUGGUGACCUGAGAGCUGAGCCCUGCUUUGCCUUUACUGGUCCCCUCACAGACUAGAGUCUGGCCCUUUUUCCCCUGCUGGAAUCCUGCCACUGCAGACAGACACCCCACUCCAGCUGCCACGUCUUCAGUCGUCCCCUAGAGUACUUCGCAUUUCCUGCCCGUGGACUCCUUUUCAGUUGCCAUGCUCUCCCCCAAGACACUGUAUGAGACUGAAGACCUCCACUGCCUCCCUGAGAGUCCCCACUCCUGGUUGUCGCCUCAGCUCCCCAGAGAGCCCGUCCUGCUUGCUUUCCUGCAAGUGUAGCAAGGCUUACCCUGUAGUGCCUGCCCAGGUCCUGCCAUCUCUCAGGGCAUCCAGGUUUGCUGAAGCCAUUAUCCCAUGACAAAGAAUUUCAUUCACCCACCAAGCCUGGCAAAGAAGUUCUAAAGCAUUCACUGCCACUAACACAGGGUCUCCCUGAGUCAUGUCUAUGGGCCAUCCUGGAGCCCUAGGAGGUCUCCGCUGUGUCAUUGGCCCACAACUUGUUCCAAGCCUGUUUUCUUCUUUCUCCUGCCCUGUUUCUCAGUCCCCUUACCCUCAUCUGUGACUCCUUCUCCCUUUCCCUCCCCUCCCUUGCUGGCCAAUUUUCCACCCUGUGCUUAGCCCUGCCAGCUUCUCUCUGACCUGUGAGGGCCAAGACAGCAGCCCUUUUGUCAGAGCAUUUGGAGCUACUACUUCAUGUAGGAAAUCGCUCAUGUGCUGGGCCGAUAAUGACCAACAACCCUGCUGAUAAUCAGAUGCUCGUGGGAUUCAGUCCUUGGUCGCUACUACUUCCUGUGAGGCCCUGCCAAGCCAGUGGUGGCCUUGAGCGGCCGUCACACUUAGAAAUGAAACCGAAGGCCUCUCCAGAGAGGUGGAGUGGGUUGGCCCAAGGUGAGCUCUGCUGGGCCUGGCUAGGAAAUGUAGCAGAGCUUGGUCCUUGGGGAAUUUCGUGUCCCCUGCCCUGCCUCUGACUCUCAGCCUAUCAAGCUGGCUGGGGUAGGGGCCACAGGAGCUAGGAGGUGCCGAGCUGACCUACUUAUGGGCAGAGCCACCGUGGCAGUGGGCAGGGACACUGCGUUCCUGAGCUGGGAAGUCUGUAUUUCCCACCCGAGGCCCUGGUGACUGGGAGACCAGACUUUCUAACAGCAGGAAUUUCACUUCUCCAAGGGGCAUCUAAUGGCUUUUCUGGAGAUCAUAUUCAGGCCUGCCUCAGUCUCUGGCUGCUUGUUAAUGGUCCUGUGACACACAGAACCCUAGUCUCCAUCCCAUUUCCCAACCAUCUCUGGGCCCCUCCCUUGGGCAGGAGGAAAUUCCUGCCAAGGCAAGGGGCAUUUUGUAGCAAAGAGACGAUUAGCUGCCUUUCAUCUGCCAAAACUCCUCAUUUAAAAUGGUAGUAUUCUGUCUCUGGGAGAGGAAUGGAUAAGGAAUUCCCAGUCUUUUGUGUCUGGCCUCUGUGGUGAGGAAAAGGGGGACCCACAAUUUACAGAUGAGGAAACAGAGGAAACAGAAAUGAGGUGGCUUUCCUGAGAGCACACUGCUAGAAGGUAGCAGAACCAGCAUUCAGAUCUAAGUCUGUCUGGUUCCAAAGCCUCAGCUUCUUCAAUAAUACCGAAUAACAUUUCUUGAGAACUUACUGUAUGCCAGGCACUAUACUAAGUGCUCUAACUCAUUUAAUUUAAACCUCCCAACCAGAUAGGUACUAUUAUUAUCCCCCAUUUUACAGGUGGGGAAACUAAGGCAGCCCAAGGUCACCCAGUUAGAAGGUAACAGAACUUGGAUUUGAAUCCAGGCAGUCCACCUCCACAGUUCGUGGGCUUAACCAAUGCAUGCUAAUAUCCUCAAGGCUAAACUGGCGUGAGAGGCCCAGAACUGCAACCAAAGUCUCCUGGUCUCUCAGGUCAGUAUGCUGUGCAUUAUUGCCUCCUGAAUGAAUGUCCAAAGGCACAGCUGGUGCACCGCCCCCCAGGGGCCUGAAUCUAAAGAAGGGGGUCAUUCUAGGAGGCCUGGGUUCCUGCCAUGCAGCCUCCAUGGCUCUCCAUCCUCAAACAUCUGGCUGUGGGGGAAGAGGAGAUACGCUUCCAAGGAGGGAACACUGCUCCACUCUUGGUCCUUGUGUUACUCGCCUGCCCCAGGCAGGGUGCUUCCCCUCAUAAGCGUGUGUGCAGUUGGAGGUAGGUGGGAAGGACCCACUUGCCUUGCCUCUGACUGACUAUCAUUCUGACAGGGCCCAAAAGAACAAACAUCUGAGACGGCCCAGAGGCUAGAGAGAAGGUGAGAGAUUCGUUAUCACAACCUCCCCAGGGUCCAAAUGAGGAAACAGAGGGCCACAGAGUAAGUUGUAAGCAGAGGUGGAGGGAUCCUUACAGACCCUCAAGACAAACCUUUGGACCAAACCACAGAUGAGGAAAGUCCUCAAACAUAGGCAGAGCCUUGCUCAAAGCAGGCUUAAGAUCUUCUAGGGCCCCAGGAUUUGGCCCUUUGCCUAACCAGCUAGAGUCUUAGAAAGGGAAGCGAGGCCAGAGGGAGUAAGUUAUUCUGGGACUGUGAUGACAUGUGCCCCAAGAGACCCAAGCCCGGCCCUCUGCCAUGGGGUCCCUGAGAGCCUUCUGGCCACCAGCCAUGGCACCUUGCCUGCUGAGGCUUGGGGGCAGAGGGGAUCACUGCUUCUUAAUGGCUUCCUGCCCAGAAAGCUUCUAGAAGUGCCUGAUGCUAACUCUGUUUCCACUGAAAGAGCUGACUUCAGUGCAUCCAGAGGGUUUAAGAUCGGAUUCCAGGCUAAACUGAAUGUGGAGAGUUCUGAGCAUGGGAGUAGAUAAGGAAGGGAAGACAUCAUCGCCUUAGAAGAUGUUCAGAAAAGGAUAUAUAGCCAGGCUAUCUGAUCUGGAAAAGAGCUGUGUUGCCCUGAGGCAGGGGGAUGGAGGAAAUGACCUUUGAGGGCUGGGAUUCUUUUUGGGGCAUUCCCUGGCUUCCCAUGGAUGCCCAGGGGCAGCACACUAGUUCUGAGAGGAGCAGUAACUGUCCAGAAGGGACUUUCUUCCAGACUUGCCCUGUACCUAACUCCAAACAGGCGCCAUACAACAAACUUGACACUUAGCAACCUGUGAGCCUGCCUCUCAUUGUACAGCUGGGAAAACUGAGGCCCAGUAAGGAGGGGUCUCCCCAAAGUGCCAGAGUGACUCAUGAUUCAUGACGUUAGAGCAGGGUGGGAGAAUGACCCUGGGACCCAGGGCCCAAAGCCUCCUAUCAGAGAAGGUUUCCUAAGGCCACAGACUUUCCCCUUCUGUGACUGUCUCCACACCAGCCUGGGUCCUGCCCAGGUUGAGGGCUCUCCUCCCUGGGUCCUUUUCCUUGGCACUCUUUCCAAUGCCCCUGUGCAGUCUGGUUUCUACCCAGAGGCCCCCAGGAAGGGCUGGUGUGUCAUUCGCAGGAGGCAGCGUGCAGGUGGCGGGACCGGCGGGUGAGCCACAGUGAGCUGGACGCUCCAAGCUUCGGAACUGUAAUGUUCGGGGAAUUUCAACUGGCAUUGCUGUCCAGUCCCAGCCAACUGGUUAACGGUGCCGAGUUUGAAUCAGUGACCCGCCUCCUGGUCCCUCCUCCUCAGUCUCUCUUCCUCCCUCCCUCGGGCCCUCCAGGAGGCGCCUGGAGUGCAGGCGAGCUGAGCUCAGGCCGCUGCUCUCCGCCUCCUCCCUCUCCGAGCUGAGCUGGCUGAUGGAGCGCAGGGCUAGGGCUGGCUCUUGCCGAGACCCUGGUCCCGGGUAGCCUGGUCCCCGGAGAGGGAGAGGCCUGUGCCCAGCAGAGCUCUGCUGGGCCCUGCCAGCUCCCCUCACCCCACCAUGCCUCUGUUGGACGUGUUUUGGGCUUGCUUCAGGAAAGUGAAGUGCUUCCCAUUGCUGCAGGGGAGGAAGAAUGCUGAAGCUGAGGCCAAAAACGCAUGCAGGUGGCUCCGAGCGACAGGAUUCCCUCAGUAUGCUCAGCUUUUUGAAGAAGGUUCGUUUCCUGUGGAUAUUGGCUCUGUGAAGAAGGACCACGGUUUUCUGGACGAGGACUCUUUGGGGGCCUUGUGCAGGAGGCUGAUGACCUUGAACAGUUGUGCCUCGAUGAAACUGGAGGUUCAUUUUCAAUGCAAGCAGAAUGAAGACUCAGAGGAGGAAGAGCAUUGUACCAUCAACAACCACUGGGCCUUCCAGAGAGAAAGUAAGCGCUGGUCUCAUGUGGGCUCCUCUGACCUGCUGGCCCCACCGAGCCCUGGCCUGCCAGUGACCUCCAGCUGUGAGAGCGUCCUCACUGAGCUUAGUGCCACCUCCCUGCCAGCCAUCACUGUGAGCCUACCGCCCGAGCCAGUGGGCCUGCCCUUGCUAGGCUGUGCUCCCAGCCCAAGUGGCCGGCCCUUCCUCAGCCCCACUCAGGACCAGGAGACUCCACAAGGCAAAGCCAAGAAGCACCGUUCCCGGAGCUUCCUCAAGCACCUUGAGUCUCUGAGGCGGAAGGAAAAGGGUGGCAGCCGGCAAGCAGAGCCAGAGCGUAGUUCAGCCACCUCGGAGAAGGCCACCAAAGCCGCCUCUUUCCGAAGUCGCCGUGGCUUCCUCUACAGGGCCAAGAACCGGGCGGCCACCUCAGCCAGUGGCAGUGGCACUGAGACCCAGAGGGCCUGGGAGGCCUGGCCUGUGGCCACAUUCCAGCGUCCUCAGCGGGCACACUGGGGUGACUGCCUGGUGCACGUGCCCAGGGACCACAAACCAGGCACAUUCCCUCGCUCCCUGUCCAUUGAGAGCCUGUGCCCUGAGGAUGGACACCACCUGGCAGAUCGGCAGCCAGGUAGCUGCUGGGGCUAUGAAGGGCGCCGGGGCUCCUGUGGCUCCACGGGCAGCCACGCCAGCACCUAUGACAACAUGCCUGAGCUGUACCCAGCUGAGCCUGUCCUGGCUGGUGCCGAGGCUGAAGAGGAGGAGGAGGGUGGGGACAGCCAUACUCACCUGGAUGACAUCCUCCAGCACGUGUGGGGGCUGCAGCAGCGGGUGGAGCUCUGGUCUCAGGCCAUGUACCCAGACCUGGGGCCUGGAGAUAAGGAAGAGGAAGAAGAGGAGGAAGCCGCUUCAUCAGUAGAAAUAGCCACCAGUGGAGUGGAAGGCCAGACCGAUGAGGCUCGGGCCCAGGGAGAGGCUCCAGCCCUCAGGGAGUCCUCAGCCCCGGGCCAGGCGGAUGUCCAGCCAGGAGUCCCGGCUCAGGCUCAGGCCCCAGCUGAGGCUGAACUUCUGGCACUGGCAGAGGCCGGGGCCCCCGGCUUGGCUCAGGAUCAUGAGCAGGAGGCAAAUUCAGGCGGGGAGCCCACCUCUGCCUCCAGUCUGUCUGUGGAAGGACACUCCAUUUCUGACACUGUGGCCUCCUCCAGUGAGCUGGACAGUAGCGGGAACUCCACAAACGAGACUGAGGCCACAGGGUCCCUGGCUGGACUCCAGGCAUCAGCACCCCGUGAACGACGAGAUUCAGGUGUUGGGGCCUCACUUACCAGACCCUACAGGAAGCUCCGCUGGCACAGCUUCCAGAACUCCCACCGGCCCAGCCUCAGCUCAGAGUCGCUGGAGAUCAACCGGCAGUUUGCCAGCCAGAUCCACCUCUUGCACAAGGGCUCACUGCUGCGGCUCACCGCCUUCAUGGAGAAGUACACUGUCCCCCACAAACAGGGCUGGGUCUGGUCAGUGCCCAAGUUCAUGAAGAGGAACAAGACACCGGACUACCGGGGUCAGCAUGUGUUUGGGGUGCCGCCCCUCAUCCAUGUGCAGCGCACGGGCCAGCCACUACCCCAGAGCAUUCAGCAAGCCAUGCGCUACCUGCGUAGCCAGUGCCUGGACCAGGUGGGCAUCUUCCGCAAAUCCGGGGUGAAGUCCAGGAUCCAGAACCUGCGUCAAAUGAACGAGACCUCCCCCGACAACGUCUGCUACGAGGGCCAGUCUGCCUAUGAUGUGGCUGACCUGCUGAAGCAGUAUUUCCGGGACCUGCCUGAGCCAAUCUUCACCAGCAAGCUCACUACCACUUUCCUACAGAUCUACCAGCUCCUCCCCAAGGAUCAAUGGUUGGCAGCCGCGCAAGCCGCCACCUUGCUGCUCCCCGAUGAGAACCGAGAGGUGCUACAGACCCUGCUCUAUUUCCUGAGCGACAUUGCCUCAGCUGAGGAAAACCAGAUGACAGCUGGUAACCUGGCUGUGUGCCUGGCACCUUCCAUCUUCCACCUCAACGUCUCCAAGAAGGAUAACCCCUCCCCCAGGAUCAAGAGCAAACGUAGCCUGGUUGGCCGGCCAGGCCCUAAGGACUUGAGUGAGAACAUGGCUGCCACCCAGGGCCUAUCACACAUGAUCAGUGACUGCAAGAAACUUUUCCAGGUGCCCCAGGACAUGGUGCUACAACUGUGUGGCUCCUACAGUGCAGCUGAGCUCAGCCCUCCGGGCCCAGCCCUGGCUGAGCUGCGGCAGGCCCGAGCUUCUGGCAUGAGCCUGUGCCUCUACAUGGAAGAGAGCAUCCAGGAGCUGCUGCGCGAUGCCGCUGAGCGCUUCAAGGGCUGGAUGAGUGUGCCAGGGCCCCAGAACACGGAGCUGGCUUGCAAGAAGGCACCAGACGGGCACCCGCUGUGUGUGUGGAAGGCAUCCACAGAAGUGGCUGCCCCUCCGGCCGUGGUGCUACACCGUGUCCUGCGGGAGAGGGCCCUCUGGGAUGAGGACCUUCUGCGGGCCCAGGUGUUGGAAGCCCUGAUGCCGGGUGUGGAGCUGUACCACUACGUCACCGACAGCAUGGCGCCCCAUCCCUGCCGCGACUUUGUGGUGCUCCGGAUGUGGCGCUCUGACCUGCCCCGUGGGGGUUGCCUCCUCGUCUCUCAGUCCCUGGAUCCUGAGCAACCCGUGCCGGAGUCGGGGGUGCGGGCCCUGAUGCUCACUUCCCAGUACCUCAUGGAACCUUGCGGCCUGGGCCGCUCCCGGCUCACUCACAUCUGCCGCGCUGACCUCAGGGGCCGUUCUCCUGACUGGUACAACAAAGUCUUCGGGCACCUGUGUGCCAUGGAGGUGGCAAAGAUCCGGGAUUCCUUCCCGACCCUGCAGGCAGCUGGCCCUGAGACAAAGUUGUGAGCCUUGGCCUGGUCCCAGAUUGGCACCACUCAGGCCCCCUGGCACCACCUCAGUGAGGGGGAAUGAGAGCAGAGCCGCCCUCGGAUGGUUGCUGCUUCCAAGGGUAGAGGCAAGGCCAUGCGGUCGCCCUUACUUCCUGAAGCUCCUCCAUAUGUACAGGGAAGGAAGAGAGAAUUUCAGUGUCCUGUCUCCACUCCAUCUCCACCCCCAAACCUGUGUUCUGCCCUCCCGAGAGAGAGGAGUCACUUUUGGAGCAGGAAGACGGCUACUGCCCUUCAAGUCCAAGGAGCCACCGGUCAGUCUGAAGCCUUCCCAGCUCCUCCGCCUGCGGGGUGAGGA